Molecule: messenger RNA, 2829 nt
Organism: Perca flavescens (yellow perch)
Lineage: Eukaryota; Metazoa; Chordata; Actinopteri; Perciformes; Percidae
Product: protein phosphatase 1 regulatory subunit 29
Exons: 5
Coding region: 22-2829 (935 amino acids)
Cellular component (GO): plasma membrane
Molecular function (GO): protein binding
Source: RefSeq, a predicted model, not a curated record
AGCAGACUCUGUUUGUCCUCCAUGUUUCUCUCCCUCCUGCUCCCUACACUGUUCCUCCUCCACCUGCCUGCCAUGGUGAAAGGGGACUGCUGGCUGAUAGAGGGGGACAAAGGCUAUGUUUGGCUGGCUAUCUGCAGUCAGAACCAGCCUCCAUACGAGACCAUCCCCCAGCACAUCAACAGCACGGUUCAUGACCUGAGGCUGAAUGAGAACAAACUUAAGGCUGUGCUAUUUACCUCCAUGUACCGCUUCACAAACCUUACUGACCUCAAUCUUACCAAGAACGAGAUCAGUUACAUCGAGGAUGGGGCCUUUGCUGGACAGGCCAACCUACAGGUUCUCCAGCUGGGCUACAACAAGCUGACAAACCUGACUGAGGGCAUGUUGAGAGGUCUGGGCCGAAUGCAGUGCCUCUUUUUGCAACACAACCUUAUUGAGGUCAUUGCCACCAAUGCCUUCUGGGAGUGCCCCAGCCUCAGCAGCCUGGACUUAUCUUCCAAUAAGUUGGCCCGUCUUGACCCAUCUACCUUCACUGUCCUCAACAGGCUGCUGGUGUGUGAACUAGCAGGAAACCCGUUCCACUGUGGCUGUGAGCUCUACAGCUUCCUCACCUGGCUGGAGGUGUUUAACAAUGUAACGCACACCUAUGACCGCCUCCAGUGCGAAACCCCUCUGGAAAUGACUGGUUAUCCACUUCUGAGCCCGCUGCCCGGAAACGGAAAAAAUGCCCGUUACGCUCUUUUAUCAAUGUGUCGCGAUGGUGUGAUAAUUCCAGGGAUGACCUCCCAGACACCGGAUCAAGAUGGCUCAGGUAUGGGUUUGGACAACCCAGACCAAGGUCUGUACCACCAACCAACCAUAUCGUCCACUGCAGACCCUACCUAUAACCAUCAGAUUUCCAUGAAGCUUCAAACUGUCUCCCUCUACACUGCUUCUCUAAUGGUGCAAAUCCCACGACCAUACAGUAAGAUGUACAUCCUCUCCAAAUACAACCACACGUUUGUUGAAGACAUCAAGCCACUUAAAAACAAGAAGGAGGUACUUACUUUGGACAAACUGAAACCUCACACAAAUUACACGUAUUGUGUGGCUUCUGCAAGCAAAACUCAACGCUACAACCACACCUGUCUGACCUUUUCCACACGAGCUAUGGGGUCAGAGGACCAGCAAACCGAUCCAUCCACAACUACCCACUACAUCAUGACCAUCUUGGGAUGUCUGUUUGGCAUGGUCAUUGUGCUUGGAUUAGUCUAUUACUGUCUCAGACGACGACGCAUCCAGGAAGAGAAGAAGAAAGCUAUAAGUGUGAAGAAAACUAUUUUGGAGAUGAGGUAUGGCCCAGAGGCGGCCGCGGCAGUGGCCAAUGACCUGGGUGCCAUGCAGCGUCUCCAGGAGCAGGCUCACCACCAGCACCACCAUUCAGGAGGAGCAGGAGGCAAGCUGCCCCCAUCUGCCUCCUCUAGCACAGGCAUGCUCCAUGGCUCAGCCAACACCAGUUCUUCUCGCCUCUCCACCCUGCCGCAGGUGGAAAAAAUGGCCACUGCCUUCUCUGAGGCAAUGGGCGGCAAGGGCAACUACAUGGAUGUGAGGACAGCGGGAGUGGCAGGGGAAGGCAGAGAGGGAGGGGUGGGAGCUGGAGGAGCAGUGAUAGCAGGGGAGGUAGUUGUGGAUAGGCGAGGCGGGGCUGAGAAUGGGAUAGAGGCUGGGGAGGAUUCGGAUGAUGAUGGCCGUGGCUCAGCGUCAGAGAUCUCCACCAUUGCCAAGGAGGUGGACAAGGUGAACCAGAUCAUCAACAACUGCAUUGAUGCUCUGAAGCUGGAUGCCUCUGCUAAUGUUGUAACCACGGUUGACAAUGGCAACUCUGUUUCCUCCUCCCAGCCACCAACUUGCAUUGCGUCCCUCCCCCGCAACCUCCUGCCCCUCUCUCCAGGCCACCCUGGAGAUCAGAUCAUGGCCUCCUCUCCAAAGCUACAUCAGCCACCUCACCCCCCUUCUAUGGCCCCAGUGCCCCUGGUCAUGCCCCUGUCUGAGCGGCCAGGCAUCAGUGGUGGGGGGUUCCUCUCCCCUCCUUACCGUGACCCACCCCCAGCCAAUGCAGUGCGGCCCCUUCAGAGGCAGUUGAGCGCUGACACUGCUGUAGUGAAGAACCGUUGUGGUGUCCCCGCUGUGGGAUCUGUCAAGAGCAACAGAGUGUUCAGUGUGGAUAUCCCUGAGCAGCGCAGCGAUCCUCCCAAGUACCCAACCGAAAAAGGCAGCCCUGUGGGUUGUGGUGGAGGGGGUGGAAGUGGAGUAGCUGGCGGAAUAGGAGGCUGCAACGGGAAUGGGAUGGGAAACAUAAAUGGUGGUGGGGUGAGUGUGAAUGGGGGCGGGAUGGGGUGUAAUAAGGGGAGUGGAGGUGCGGGAGUUGGCCCUGGACAGCAGCAGCACCACUUGGAAGUUCAGCCAGACUACCACAGCUCCGAGCACCGCCACUCUUUUCCUGCACUCUACUAUGAGGGCGGCAACGACUCACCCUCACAGGCCCAAAAGGCCUCAUUCCUGAAGCCACUGGGCCGCACCAAGAGGGAUGCCACAGCCACCUACUCCCAGCUCUCUCCUUCUCGUCACCACAACUACAACUCUGGCUACUCCUCCAGUCCUGAGUAUUCUUCUGAGAGCACACUGCGGAUCUGGGAGCGAUUCCGGCCUUACAAGAAAAGCCCAAGAGAAGAGGCCUCCUAUAUAGCAGCAGGCCACGCCCUGCGUAAGAAGGUUCAGUUUGCCAAGGACGAGGACCUUCACGAUAUUUUGGACUACUGGAAGGGGGUUUCUGCCCAGCAGAAGCUGUGA